Molecule: messenger RNA, 2541 nt
Organism: Nestor notabilis (Kea)
Lineage: Eukaryota; Metazoa; Chordata; Aves; Psittaciformes; Psittacidae
Gene: VPS53
Product: vacuolar protein sorting 53 homolog (S. cerevisiae)
Exons: 21
Biological process (GO): retrograde transport, endosome to Golgi
Cellular component (GO): GARP complex
Source: RefSeq, a predicted model, not a curated record
GUAUUUCCCAGCCAAGAUCCACUGGACAGAGCAGAUUUCAAUGCUGUGGAGUAUAUUAAUACCCUUUUUCCCACUGAGCAGUCUUUGGCAAACAUUGAUGAAGUUGUGAACAAAAUCAGGUUGAAAAUAAGGAGAUUGGAUGACAACAUUCGAACUGUAGUGAGAGGACAGACCAAUGUCGGACAGGAUGGCAGGCAGGCCCUGGAAGAAGCCCAGAAAGCCAUUCAACAGCUCUUUGGGAAAAUUAAGGAUAUUAAAGACAAGGCUGAAAAAUCUGAGCAAAUGGUUAAAGAAAUCACACGGGACAUCAAGCAGCUAGAUCAUGCCAAGCGUCAUCUGACCACCUCCAUCACCACCCUCAACCACCUGCACAUGCUGGCGGGGGGUGUGGAUUCACUGGAGGCUAUGACCAGGAGGAGACAAUAUGGGGAAGUUGCCAACCUUCUCCAGGGUGUUGUGAAUGUGUUAGAGCACUUCAACAAAUACAUGGGGAUUCCUCAGAUUCGACAGCUUUCUGAAAGGGUGAAGGCAGCACAGAAUGAGUUGGGGCAGCAGAUCCUGGCUGACUUUGAGGAAGCCUUUCCUUCUCAAGGAACAAAGAGGCCUGGCGGACCAAGCAAUGUCCUACGUGAUGCGUGUCUAGUUGCCAACGUCCUGGAUCCCAGAAUCAAACAGGAAAUCAUCAAGAAAUUUAUUAAACAACACCUCUCAGAGUAUCUGGUUCUUUUCCAGGAAAACCAAGAUGUGGCCUGGCUGGAUAAAAUCGACAGGCGCUAUGCUUGGAUAAAGCGUCAGCUGGUGGACUAUGAGGAGAAGUACGGGCGGAUGUUUCCCCCGGACUGGUGCAUGACAGAACGCAUUGCUGUGGAGUUCUGCCAUGUCACGAGGACAGAGCUUGCUAAGAUAAUGCGCACAAGAGCAAAGGAGAUUGAGGUGAAAUUGCUUUUGUUUGCAAUUCAGAGGACAACCAACUUUGAAGGACUUCUGGCUAAACGCUUCUCAGGUUGCACCCUGGCUGAUGGAACAGUGAAGAAGCCAGAAGUGCCACCUCCCUCCACCAACCCGUUUCUGGAGGAUGAAACUGGGACAGAGACAGAUGAGAUUGUGAUCGAGAAGAAUGAUAUGGACAAACCAAAGAAGCCAAAGGUCCCUGACAACCCUUUCCAUGGCAUUGUUUCCAAGUGCUUUGAGCCUCACCUGUACGUGUAUAUUGAGUCCCAGGACAAAAAUCUCGGUGAACUGAUCGACAGGUUUGUGGCUGACUUCAAGGCUCAAGGUCCCCCCAAGCCCAAUGUGGAUGAAGGAGGAGCUGUCUUGCCCAGCUGUGCCGACCUCUUUGUGUACUACAAGAAGUGCAUGGUGCAGUGCUCCCAGCUCAGCACAGGCGAGCCCAUGAUAGCCCUGACCACCAUAUUCCAGAAGUACCUUCGGGAAUAUGCCUGGAAAAUUCUGUCUGGAAACCUGCCUAAGACAACUAGCAGCAGUGGUGGGCUCACCAUCACCAGUUUGCUGAAAGAAAAGGAAGGCUCUGAAGUGGCAAAGUUCACUUUAGAAGAACUCUGCCUCAUCUGCAGCAUCCUAAGUACUGCAGAGUACUGCUUGGCAACCACCCAGCAGUUGGAAGAGAAACUCAAAGAAAAAGUGGAUGCAAGUCUAGUGGAGAGAAUCAACCUGACGGGAGAGAUGGACACUUUCAGCAUUGUGAUCUCCAACAGCAUACAGUUGUUAGUGCAGGACCUGGAUGCAGCCUGUGACCCUGCCUUGACUGCUAUGAGCAAGAUGCAGUGGCAGAACGUGGAACACGUUGGUGACCAGAGUCCUUAUGUCACCUCGGUGAUUCUCCACAUUAAACAGAAUGUCCCCAUCAUCCGUGACAAUCUGGCCUCCACGAGAAAGUAUUUCACUCAGUUCUGCAUAAAAUUUGCAAACUCCUUCAUUCCCAAGUUCAUUAACCAUCUCUUCAAGUGCAAACCAAUUAGCAUGGUGGGUGCAGAACAGCUGCUGCUGGACACUCACUCUCUGAAGAUGGUUCUUCUGGAUCUGCCCUCCAUUGGGUCCCAAGUGGUGAGGAAGGCUCCUGCCAGCUAUACGAAGAUAGUGGUGAAAGGCAUGACUCGGGCUGAAAUGAUCCUGAAGGUGGUUAUGGCUCCACACGAACCCCCAGUUGUGUUUGUUGACAAUUACAUCAAGCUGCUUGCUGACUGCAGCACCGACACUUUCCAGAAGAUACUAGACAUGAAGGGCCUGAAGAGGAGCGAGCAGAGCAGCAUGCUGGACCUCUUCCGCCAGCGCCUCCCAGCUCCUCCCUCCGGUGUGGAGAACACUGGCUCCCUCUCACUGAGCACUCCCACACCUGAGCAGGAAUCCUCUCGGAUACGGAAACUGGAGAAACUAAUCAAAAAAAGACUCUAAGUGAGCAGAAGGAAACUCUGUUGCUCAGGACUAGCUGCAGUGGCUGGGAGCAAAGCUCCUCACAUAUAUGAUUGACAGUAUGCUGCUGAAAAAUCCCUGUCCCAUCACCCCCAUGUCCUGUGAUCUCUU